CCUCUCAUCUCCCACCCGCGCCGCCACCCCCUCCGCCGCCGCCGGGCCCCUGCGCCCCGCGGACGCAUAGCUUCCCCUGCGCCCCGGCACCGUGGACGAACAGCCGCCCCUGCACCCCGGCCUUAUCCCCACCUGGCCCUCUGCCCCUCGCCUCCCCCUUUACCGGGGUCCGCGCACCAGCAUCCUUCGGCAGCCGUGGUCCCGCUGCCGCUCGCUUCGCCUACCGAUCCGUGUCCGUGCGAGACGCGGGAGGUAUUUGCGCCGGAGGCAGGCCAGGAUGUUCUCCGGCGACUGGACGCCGCCGUGCGGCAGCUGCUGCACCAAGAAGUACGCGAGCCUCGUGCAGAUCCCAUGGAGGGUGUUCUGCAAGAAGGGGUGCAACGCGGACGGCGACACCUGGGAUGAGUGCAUAGGAAAAUGUACUGAAAUAUGCUACAAAGAUCCGGUGUUAGAAGAUCGCCAGUGGAGCGCCUAUAUUGAUCGAUCUCCAGGGCAGGAUAGUUAUUUUAGGGCUGUUAGCAGCGCAUUGAAUGAUCUCUAAAUUUCAAUUUCUUAUUUGCAGAAAAUUCUUCAUACUAUGCAUAUAUAUGUUUGAGUUGCAAAUUAAGUGUGUAUAUGCAUCCAAUUUCUUAGUGUUUUAGUGAUUUAUUCUGAUAGUUAACACCGAGUUUCAGGCUGUGGAAAUGGUGAAUUCUUGCAUGGCUGAAAGGACAGAGAUGAAAAUUGAAGAAGGGAUUGAGAGGAGCAACGACAUGUGGAGAGGAGCAGAGCAUCUUGGCAAAUUCAUUUGUUGGGACCUAGAGUAGCUAAUGUGAUAUGAAGUUUAACUUGUAUGAAACUCAUGACUUUGUAUUUGAUGUGAUUUUAGAAGAAAACAUGACUUACUAUUUGUAUCGGUGUGCUGGAAUAAGUGCAGUAUAAUUUGA
Sorghum bicolor (sorghum) is the source of this 926-nucleotide messenger RNA. RefSeq lists its product as uncharacterized. NCBI's taxonomy places the organism in Eukaryota, Viridiplantae, Streptophyta, Magnoliopsida, Poales, Poaceae. The record is from RefSeq and is a predicted model, not a curated record. The transcript has 4 exons. Bases 278 to 541 code for a protein of 87 amino acids.